Messenger RNA from Glossina fuscipes, 2105 nucleotides. Its product is annotated as homeobox protein B-H2-like. Gene Ontology annotation, molecular function: RNA polymerase II transcription regulatory region sequence-specific DNA binding; DNA-binding transcription factor activity, RNA polymerase II-specific. NCBI's taxonomy places the organism in Eukaryota, Metazoa, Arthropoda, Insecta, Diptera, Glossinidae. Gene Ontology annotation, biological process: regulation of transcription by RNA polymerase II. The transcript has 4 exons. Gene Ontology annotation, cellular component: nucleus. The record is from RefSeq and is a predicted model, not a curated record. Bases 308 to 1915 code for a protein of 535 amino acids.
AUUAUUUAAAUAAAUAAUAUUUAAUUCUAAAGUUUUUUCCGAUAUAAGAGCAAAGAAACGAAGGCGAAAAAAAGAAAAAAAAAAAAAAAAGAAGAAAAAAAAAAAAACAACAACAAAAAAGAAAAUGCGAUUUGCGUCGGUUAAAAUACUAGAUAUUUAAAUAGCUUUUCUAUUAUUAGUAGACAAAAAGAAAAGGAUCAAUAACAACCUUGCUCCAUUAUAUGUGAAGAAAGUGUCAAGUUUUUAAAUAAAAAAAUAAGAAAAAAUUUUUUUAAAUUAUUUUUUUUUUUUUAUAAUUAUAACCCAAAUGACAACAAUGCCUCCGGAAAUGUCUACAGCCGCAGCUAAUCCUUCACCCUCCGCUUUAACACCUGCUCCUGUAGCUCGUGAUUCAUUGGUGUCAUUGCAAGCACAGAGAUCACGUUUUAUGAUAAAUGAUAUCUUAGCGGCUCAUCAAAAUGGAGCCACAAAUACUACUAAUCUUAAUAUACAACAGCAUCAGCAUACGCAUCAACCAUACCAACAACAUAUGUUACAACAGCAGCAUCAACAUCAAAUUGCUUUACAGCAUUAUAUAGCACAACAGCAGCAUUUGUUACAACAACGUAGUCAAUUAAAUGGAUCACCUACACUACCGUCUAGUACAUCUUUGCUAAAUCAAAAUCCUAAUAUUGGUACAACAACGCAACAGCAGCAGCCGGCAUUAACCUCUGCUUGCGUUGCAACUACAACAAGUCAAGGUCAACCUGCUUAUACCCAUGCUUUUGGUCAUUUACCAAACUCUACGUUAAUGAGUUUUUCCGGUGGACCGAAUGGUUUGCAUGCCGCUCAGGCAGCGGUUCAUUAUGCAAAUUUACAGUAUCGAGAACGUGAACGUAGUGAACGUUCACGUCUUCUAGAGAACGAUGAACGUUCUCGUUCACCCGCACCUAUACAGUCAACGCAUAGCUUAAGUCCAGCCGUGGCUCAACGCGAUCUAUGCAAUAACACACUUCAUAAUACGAGCGGAAUUAGCGCAGGUGGCGGCGGCAGUAGUAUAAGUGGAGAUCAAGCUAGCACAAUUGACGACAGCGACAGCGAUUGCGGUGCCAAAGAUGAUGAUGGUCACAGUGUUAAGAGUAGCGACAAUUUAAUGGGCUUAACGAAGAAACAACGUAAGGCUCGUACCGCCUUUACCGAUCAUCAAUUGCAAACAUUGGAAAAAUCAUUCGAACGUCAAAAGUAUUUAAGUGUUCAAGAUCGUAUGGAGUUGGCCAACAAACUUGAGUUGAGCGAUUGUCAAGUGAAGACCUGGUAUCAAAAUCGCAGAACAAAGUGGAAACGUCAAACAGCAGUAGGCUUGGAAUUAUUGGCUGAGGCUGGUAAUUACGCAGCCUUUCAACGUUUAUAUGGAGGCUCACCGUACCUGGCGCCAUGGCCUUAUGCUGCUGCUGCUCAAGCACCGCCACACUUGACAGGCUCCACACCCAUAGAUCUAUAUUAUCGCCAGGCAGCAGCAGCUGCUGUUUUACAGAAACCUUUAACAUAUCGUAUGUAUCCAUCGGUUCCACCGUUGGCUAGUGCUGCUGCAUUAAGCAGUUUACCAGUGCACCCCCCACCUCCUAUACCACAUUUAAAUGCUUCCAGUUCCCUAACAACGCUAAGCAAUUAUUAUCAAACGGCUACACAAACGUUAAAUAGCAGUAAUGAAAAUAAUAAUUUUCCAUCUGUUAGUAGUAAUUUGCGUAACGCUAGCCCCAAUCGCAGCGAUGAUGACGAACAGCGUAACAGUGUGGAAAUAGUAAAUCGCUCGCCAAGUCCUCAGCUAAAUCCCGGUAGCCCACCUGAACGUAACGAAAGUCCUGGUAGUUGUCCACCUACCUCGUCCGUUAGCGACAAUGAGAGCGAUAGCGAAAAUGCAAACAUUGAAGUGUAGAGACUCAUCACAAUGGCAUCAAGUGCUCCUUUGUGAACUGGAUUAACAUUUUAAAGGAUUAACCAGCACAAAUAUACUAAAUUUUCCAGUUGGCUAUGGAUCUCAUAGAUAUUAUUUAUGUAUAUUAAGUAUGUAUGUAUGUAUGUAUGUAUGUAUGUAUGUAUGUUUGAACAAUUGUAUAGAGAUGUAA